CGACCAUGAACAAACAGGACGUACAGCUGGUGAACGAAGGGGAUAUAGACCAUCUUGUGGCUCGUCUGGAGGCACACGGCCCAAUCACAGCGAAGUCGAGGUGUCUGCUGCUUCUGAUUCAGCGCGGCGUCAACACGUGCAAGCAUUGGAUCUACGCAAGCCCCGACACGUCGAAGCCGCUAGUGUCUAUUGUAAUUACGUUGGCCGCGCCUGACUUGCACGUGGUCGACGCCUUCGCGCCGGAGGACGUAGCCAGCAUGCGUCGCCUAGCUGCCGCCAUGCUGGCGCCUGAGCUGCACGAGCGCCUGUGGCGGGUGCCGUUCCGUGCCGACUGCUGGCCCUGCUACCUGGAGCCGGUGCUGGACUACGUCCGUCACCAGAGAGAGUUCAGCUCCAGACUCAUCGAAGCCAACACGUUGUUCGUCAAGGAGGCGUCUUCGCCGGCCGAGGAUGUGCUGACCCGCUGGUGCGUGUGCUCAUCUGCCUGGGAGAAAGGAGAGGCAGCUCUGGAUCUGGGUUGA
Pollicipes pollicipes is the source of this 521-nucleotide messenger RNA. RefSeq lists its product as uncharacterized. Lineage: Eukaryota; Metazoa; Arthropoda; Thecostraca; Pollicipedomorpha; Pollicipedidae. The record is from RefSeq and is a predicted model, not a curated record. The transcript is spliced from 4 exons. Bases 6 to 521 code for a protein of 171 amino acids.